Pangasianodon hypophthalmus (striped catfish) is the source of this 2014-nucleotide messenger RNA. It is a transcript of the gene irx1a, whose product is annotated as iroquois homeobox 1a. Gene Ontology annotation, biological process: neuron differentiation; regulation of transcription by RNA polymerase II; cell development. Gene Ontology annotation, cellular component: nucleus. NCBI's taxonomy places the organism in Eukaryota, Metazoa, Chordata, Actinopteri, Siluriformes, Pangasiidae. The record is from RefSeq and is a predicted model, not a curated record. The transcript is spliced from 4 exons. Gene Ontology annotation, molecular function: DNA-binding transcription factor activity, RNA polymerase II-specific; RNA polymerase II cis-regulatory region sequence-specific DNA binding. Bases 369 to 1682 code for a protein of 437 amino acids.
ACGGCGAGAUCUUGCGUGCGCGAGCUGUACUAGGAGGAGGAGGAGGAGGAGGAGAGCAGAGCGCGCGAGGAGGCGGAGAACGCAUCAUUCCGAACUCAGCGUUCAGCUCUCGCGCAUUCUUUCACGGACUUCUGCGGAGGAAACACGGAGCGCGCGAGAGACUGAGAGAGAGAGAGAGAGAGAGAGAGAGAGAGAGAGGAGGUUGAAAGAGUUCGGCUCUCCGUUUUUUUUUUUCUUCCUCCUUGCGUGUUUGUGUUUUGUUUUGUGUGUGUGUGUGUGUGAGAGAGAGAGAGAGAGAGAGAGUGUGUGUGUGUGUGUGAGAGAGAGAGUGAGUGUGUGUGUGUGUGUGUGUUUUCCGUUAUCCGGACAUGUCGUUCCCGCAGCUGGGUUACCCGCAGUACCUGUACGGUGUCGGAGCGGCGGCUGACCGGCAGCUCCUCGCGCCGCCGUCUGUGUCUCCCGCGUCCCCGCCGUCUGCCGCGUCCUCGCGCGGGGCCAACUGCGACGUGGCGGGGAGCGCGUGCGCCGCCGUCACCUCGCUGCUCGCGGCAGGAGCCGGCGGCGCCGGUGGCGUGUACGCGCACCCGUACGGCUAUGGCGCGUUCCUGCCGUACACCAGCGCCGCCGAGCUCGCGCUCUUCUCCCAAAUGGGUUCACAGUAUGAUCUAAAGGACAGCCCUGGUGUAAGUUUUGCCGCUCACGCCUCCCCCGCUGCAUUCUACCCCUACGCCGGGUUCCAGUAUGGCGAUGCGUCGAGGCCCAAGAACGCCACACGCGAAAGCACGAGCACGCUGAAGGCCUGGCUGAACGAGCACCGGAAGAACCCGUAUCCCACCAAGGGCGAGAAGAUCAUGCUGGCCAUCAUCACCAAGAUGACGCUAACGCAGGUGUCCACGUGGUUCGCCAACGCCAGACGGAGACUCAAGAAGGAGAACAAAGUGACGUGGGGCGCGCGGGCCAAGGAGGAUGGCGAGGACGGCACCAUCUUUGGUAGCGACAAUGAAGACAAACGUGAGGACGAGGAGGAGAUCGACCUGGAGAGUAUCGACAUCGAUAAGAUCGACGAGAACGACGGGGAUCGCAGCAACGCAGAGGAGGAGGAGGAUGAUGAUGAAGAUGAGGACGAGGACAAACGAGCACGCAAACUCCUGAAGGAACGAGAUGAUGCGCACCUGCACGCCAAUGCUAAUGCUAACAAAAACAUUACCGCCAUGACAUCACCGAACCUCCAGCUCCCUGUCAGCAGCAAACCCAAGAUCUGGUCGCUAGCGGAGACGGCGACGAGUCCGGACGUGUCUAAAAACGCCAGCGUCCAACACCCGGCCUUCCUCGGCAACCACAGACUGUACACCUGCCCCAUCGGCAAGAUCCACAGCUGGAACAACGGAGCGUUCCUCAGCCACAACUCACUGCUCAACGUCCGCUCGCUGGUGGGAGUAAAUCAGAACCAUCAUCAUCAUCAUCCACAUCAACAUCAUCAUCAUCAUCAAACACAACAACAACAACAACAACAACAACAGCAGCAGCAGCAGGGUGUAAUGGAGAAGGACAAAGGCCCAGAGCAGCUCAGCCCCAAACACAUAGAGCGGGGAGUCGAGUCGCCCACACAGACCAUCACAAAAUCUUCAUUCAGACCUCUUCACGACGGUCCCAGGAAUCCUCAUCGAGUGCUCACGACCUGAUCGCCACACAUAAAGACUCUAAAACAUGAAAUAAAUAAAUAAAAACGUAUGGAUAUUUGGAGUUUUGUAAAUAUAAUAUUAAUAUUAAUAACAUUAAUAAUAAUAAUAGCGCUUAAAUUUAUCCCGGGAUAAUGGGUAGCUUUGAAUUCCUCUCUGUGUUGGUGUUUUUAAUUCAUUUUUAUGAUUUUCCCUGUAAUUUUUUGUUUAGUUUUGUUUGUUUGUUUGUUUGUUUUUCUUUUUCUGUAAAUGCAGCAUCUCAAAUCUGUAAAUAGUGACUUGACGGAGUUUGUGCAGAUCAUAUAUUUUGUCUAUAAUAAAGUCAACAAAUUAUA